Messenger RNA from Cannabis sativa, 2085 nucleotides. Its product is annotated as F-box/FBD/LRR-repeat protein At1g13570-like. The coding region runs from base 365 to 1777 and encodes 470 amino acids. Lineage: Eukaryota; Viridiplantae; Streptophyta; Magnoliopsida; Rosales; Cannabaceae. The record is from RefSeq and is a predicted model, not a curated record. The transcript is spliced from 3 exons. Gene Ontology annotation, molecular function: protein binding.
CUGGACUGGGUUUUAUGUUAUAUAUUUGUUUCUUUUAAGCAUUGUUGUGAAAAUCCUCAGUCUAAUUCUAAUUUUGAUUCAAUUAAUUGAUGAGUUUUUAAUAUCUUAGUACUGUUAUAUUACUAUACUGGGUUUUAUGUUAUGUUUUUGAUUCUUUUAAGCAUUGUUGUGAAAAUCCUCAGUCUAAUUCUAAUUUUGAUUCUAUUAAUUGAUGAGUUUUCAAUAUCUUAGUACUGUUAUAUUACUGAACUGGGUUUUAUGUUAUAUUUUGAUUCUUUUAAGCAUUGUUGUGAAAAGCCUUAAUCUAAUUCUAAUCUUGGUAUGUUUUUAUGCUUAAUUAGAAUACUAUUGGCAUAAUAAGAGCAUGAUUCUUCGUUCCGCGAAAAAAUGGGCUAAAACAACAACAGCAAUUGCUGGUGAUGACCUAAUUUCGGAACUUCCUGAUGUAUUGAUCCAGCACAUUCUGUCGAAUCUUCCAACUGAAGAUGUUGUUCGAACAUGCAUUCUUUCAAAGCGUUGGGAAAACAUCUGGUAUUCAGUCCCUACACUCUUUUUCUCCAAAGCAAUUACUGAUGAUAUUGAAAACUUCUAUUAUUUUGUUGACAAUUGUUUGAAACAGCGCAAGAAUUUUAUGAUCGAUUCGGGUAUAAAAGAUUUGAUUAGUUUUAAGCUUUACUUCAAUGAUUAUUUUCGAAGACGAAAGGCUCGUCUUGUAGAUAAAUGGUUAGCUUUUGUAGUUGAGAAUAAGGUUAAGAAAAUACAUCUUAAAAUUUACAAAGAUCGUAAUACUAACAGCAGUGUCUACCAGUUACCUCCUAGAAUAUUAGACAGUGCAAGAUAUUUGACUGUUUUGAAGUUGAAUGGAGUAGAGUUGGAUACUAAUUCUUAUUCCUUUAGUUUCCCAUUUUUAAAAACUUUGUCAUUGGUAUAUAUUGAGCAUUCAAAAGCUUCAAAGGUUGAUUUGGUAUAUAAGUUUUUGUUGGGUUCUCCUUCUCUUGAGAAAUUGCAGUUACAUAUUUAUAAAUUCUUAAGUAUGAAUGAUCAACCUCGACUGCAAAGUUUAAGCCUUAAGUUUUUGGAGUUUAAAGGUAUAAGGAAUGAGAUUACAUUUCAAGUUGAAGCCAAAAACGUUGAAUCUUUGGUUUUAAGUUGCCUUCAAUUCGACGAAAUAGAUUUCUCUGCUUGUAAGAAAGUUAGAAAUCUUAGAUUAGGUUAUCAUAAUUAUGUUCGUCCUUCAAACAAGUUAGAAUAUUUUAUUUCGAAUUUUCCUCUUCUUGAAAAUUUGACUCUGCACUUCCAAUAUGCAUAUUUUGAGCACAUAAGAAUCUCAAAUAAACAUCUGCAAAGUUUAGUGGUAGAGACUGAUGAAUAUGUGUUUCAUUAUGGAAAGGGAAUGAUAAACACAAAGAUAAUUACAAUCGAAUCUGCCCCAAAAUUAGAAUAUUUUCGAUAUGAAGGUUACAUCGACUUUAGCAUAUUGUUUGAGUCAUCAAAUUCGUUGAAUGGGGAAAUUGUAAUUCUUGAUAAGCAGGAUUACUUUGAUACAAAGUGGUUUACCAAUAUGAGAGACUUUCUUCUGAAUCUCAAAUGUUCUUGGAAUAUUGUAACUCUGCAAGUUUGCACAAGUGAGGCUCUCAUCUGGCCAGAAAAUUUGAAGAACGAAUGUCCUUAUCCGUUGCUUAAUUGGAAGCAUCUUCGAGUUAUUACUGAUUGUAAACCCGAGAAAGAUUGUAGCUUCCUUGUUCGUAGACAAAGCAUAUUCGGAAUUGUCUUUUAGUCCAAAGCAUAACUUGCAUCCAUGCGCUUCAUAUUCGCCUGGAGUAGCCAUCCCUACCCCCUCACGUCAAUCCUACGGGCCUCUUAUCCAUUCUCAUUCGAUCACGGCAGGGGAGCAAGUAAAAUAUUUAGUAAAAGGUGAUUUGAAUUUCAGUUCACAAGCCAAAAAGGUGCUGAAAUCUUUGGAGCCAUCAUUGUUGUAAUAUAUAGCAACACUAAUUCACUAACUCUUGGACUAAAUUUGUUAAUGUAUCAACUAUGUAAAAAUUUAUGUCUGAAACUUAUUAAAUCAUUGUUUGUUUUCUUUAA